UUGCUUGCACAGUGUUCGUAGUGGAGGUAACGCGUUGCUCGCUCUUUCGGUUCAAAAUGGCGGCAGUGGAGGAGAGUGUUGUAAAUUCUCUUGUGCAUCAGCAUUUAUUAUCAACUUGCCCAUCUCUAGCCGCGGUGUAUCAAAAGAAAGCAAAGCCUAGCCCUGUUUCUCCAGGUUGGCCAUCAUUGAAAGAGAUUGUGAAAUUUUAUAACACAAAGUCCUCGAAAAAGAUUGUUUUGAAGAAUGGUGACGUAGAAGAAUCAUCAGACUCGAGCUCAGAAGAUAGUGAUGACACUCCUGCGGCCAAAGUUGCAACUGUCAAAACUAAUGUAAAUCAGAAGGCAAAGACUGAUGUUCCAGUAACACCAAAGGCCUCAGUGCAAGCAAAAAAAGAGAGCAGCAGCAGUGAAGACAGCGAUGACAGUGAUGAAGCACCUCCGCCCAAAGUUCCUGCAAAGUCUCCACAGUUGAAAACUCCUGUCACAAAGGCAAACCAGAAAAAGCAAGCUGUAGCUGAAGAAAGCAGCAGUGAUGAUUCGUCGUCUGAAGAUGAACAGCCAAAGACCAAACCUGCAGCUAAAAUGCCAGUGCAGAAUCAAAAGCAACAGAAAAAUCAACAGAAGCAGCCUGCUGUUGCAAAGGCAAUUGUGCAGAAGAAACCAGCUCAACCUGAGGAAGAUAGCAGUGAAGAAGAGUCAUCGGAGGAAGAGCAGUCAAAGACUGCUGUAGUGAAGCCAAAAGCAAAUGUUCCUCAGAAAGUAGCUGCAAAGCCGCAACCAAAAGAAGAAUCUAGUUCUGAUUCUGAUGAUAGUUCUGAAGACGAUGUUACGGUAAAACCGAAACCCCAAUUGGCAGCUCAGAAAAAGGGGAUGAAGACACCUGUACAGGCGGGUGCCAAAACUCCUCAGAAGGCAGUAUCUGCAAAGAAACCUGUCACUCCAGCUCAGGAGAGUUCCUCAGAAGAUUCAGAUGAUAGUUCAGAUGAAGCAGCCCCACAGACGAUGAAAACUAAGCUUGUAGCACAGAAGAGUACACCAGUAGUCAAGAAAUCGCAACAGGCAACAGUGAAACCUGCUGCUGCUGCUGAUGAUGAAAGUUCUGACGACUCUGAUGACAGUUCUGACGAUGAGCCUCCAGCUAAGAAAACCCCUCAGCCACUUCAAAUAGCAAAAAUACCACCUGGCAAGGCCUCACAAACACCCAAGCAAGCCAAGGCAGAGGAGAGCUCAGAUGACUCUGAUGACAGUUCAGAUGAAGAUGAACCAGCAAAGGUGCCAGCCAGACCAACAAUGCAGAAAAAUGUUACCAAACCACCACCAAAGAAGGCUGCUGCUGCUGCUGCUGCAGAGGAGUCUUCUGAUGACGACUCUGACAGUUCAGAGGAUACACCAGCAAAACCAUCACCUGCAGUGAAGCAAGCACAAGGGGGUGUCAAGCGACCUCAUCCUGAGGAAGAGGAGGAGGACGAUGAUGAUGACGAUGACGACGAUGAUGACGAAGAUAAUGAACAACCCAAGAAGAAGCCUGCAAACAACUACAACAAUUUUGUCAAAGGUGAAACCAUGAAUGGUGAAAAGGAUGAAGAUGAAGAUGAGGGCGGGCAGAAAAAAUUCUGGGAAGAUCGUCGUGGUUCAUUUGGUGGACGCGGUGGUGGUGGGAACUUUAGAGGGAACAGAGGUGGUUUCGGUUUCAGAGGUGGUCGCGGAGGUGACAGAGGAGGAAGAGGUGGUAGAGGUGGUUUUGGUGGUGACAGGGGUGGAAGAGGUGGUUGGGGUGGCAGAGGUGGAGGAAAUAGGAAUUCGUUUGGUGGAGGUGGUGGCUUCCGUAAAAGCUGGGGAGAUGGGGAUGGUGACGGUGACGGCGAGAAAGGUGGUUUCCGCAAGAGUUGGGGUGAUGGUGACAGGAGAGGUGGAUUUAGAGGUGGUCGUGGUGGUGAUAGAGGAGGGAGAGGUAGGGGAGGAUUUGGUGGUGGUAGGGGAGGACAAGGAAAUUUCCAGAAGAGAGACUCAUUUGGAGGUCAGCAGGAGAAUAAGAAAAUUAAAUUUGACAAUGCUGAUGACUGAGAGGAGCAAGAGGUUCAUGGGGUGAACGUGCAUACCAAGAUCUGAAGUUCACGAGAGGAAAAUCAUUUAGACACGAGAAAACUAAGAAAAAACGUGGUUCAUACCGUGGAGGACAGAUCUCGGUUGCUGUUAACUCUAU
Messenger RNA from Schistocerca americana (American grasshopper), 2202 nucleotides. RefSeq names its product nucleolin 1-like. The record is from RefSeq and is a predicted model, not a curated record. Gene Ontology annotation, cellular component: nucleoplasm; nucleolus. NCBI's taxonomy places the organism in Eukaryota, Metazoa, Arthropoda, Insecta, Orthoptera, Acrididae. Bases 57 to 2063 code for a protein of 668 amino acids. The transcript is spliced from 9 exons.